This is a messenger RNA of Diachasmimorpha longicaudata, 3638 nucleotides long. RefSeq names its product protein doublesex (gene Dsx). Gene Ontology annotation, biological process: sex differentiation; regulation of transcription by RNA polymerase II. Gene Ontology annotation, cellular component: nucleus. The transcript is spliced from 6 exons. Gene Ontology annotation, molecular function: RNA polymerase II cis-regulatory region sequence-specific DNA binding; DNA-binding transcription factor activity, RNA polymerase II-specific. The record is from RefSeq and is a predicted model, not a curated record. NCBI's taxonomy places the organism in Eukaryota, Metazoa, Arthropoda, Insecta, Hymenoptera, Braconidae. Bases 1045 to 1953 code for a protein of 302 amino acids.
CUUCUCAGUGAGUUACCGACUGCACAGCCGUGAGGUUAUAUUCCGCGUCGCGAAUUAUUUUUCUCGUUACGACGAAUAAAUACCGAACAAUUUCCAACAUUAAUUCCGGGAAUUUUCUCACGUGCCUGUGUAGCGAUACGUGUGUUUAGAUACAAUUCAUCAACGGUAGAAUAGUUCUGAUGUGAUUGUUAUCAGUGCUUAAAUGACAAAGUCAUAAAACACUGGUGUUUCGUGUGUGUACCUUGUAGCGUUCACGGUCGUACCCGCAAGUCACUGUUAUUAUUCGUACACGGGUCUCGUGUCGAUUGCAAUCGAUUGUUAUUAUCGGCGGGGGAAUAGGUGGAUGGGUAUUUUUGUUGGUGAAGGGUGAUAUGGUGGAGACUAGUCAUUAAUGCGUUAAAAAAACAGCAGUGUGGAUGAAGCGAGGAGUUGUAAAAAAUUUGAUAAAAAGAGAAAUUCAACAAGUGGUCGAUGAUAAAAAGGCUACCUGGUAUCCAUGGGUUAUGUGUAAGUGGUGUACGCGCAUGUAAAGUCUGGUAACUGGGGAGGUUGGACCUUAACUUCCGGGGGGCGGUGACUUCCUGCUUGGUUUAGCCGUGCGUGUUCCACGUGACAGGCGCGAGCGCGUUUUCUCACUGCGCCGGAUCUGCACGUGGGUUAUCGGAAGUAUUUUGCAUCUUUCGGUGGAAUUUGACAUCUCGUGGGUGGUUGGAGAGAGAAGAAAGGGCCUGACUAUUGAGGAACAACUGGCUUGAUUGGUACUGGGGGACUCGGUGGAUUGAACACUGAGACGUUGACUGGGAGCUGGACGUCAGGACUGCUUUGCGUUGGUGAGGAGGAUGGGGAACGCGGGCGUUCUCACCGGGGACGUGGUCUGAGGGCAGUCGGGAUUUUUUGAGUGGCAGAAUAAACAUCAGCGAACGUCGAAGUGCUCAAGUGAUGAAUGAAGUACAAUUACCAGUGAUACUAAUCGUGAUAUCCAAAGUCCGAUGAAAUUACAAAUUAUAGUAAAUUCUAAACAACAGUGAUCAGAACAUUGACAAAAUGAAUGUGGAUAACGAGACAAGUUCAACGAGUUCGGACUCUAAAACGGUCACCUUAACAAAUACAAGCGUUGUACGUCGUGCACCACCACAAUGUGCACGCUGCCGUAUUCAUGGAUUGAAAAUGGUCCUCAAGUCCCACAAAAGAUAUUGCAAAUACAGAUACUGCAGAUGUGAGAAGUGUAUUCUUAUCAAAGAGCGACAGAGGGUGAUGGCAUUGCAAACGGCGUUGAAGAGAGCACAGGAUCAGGAUGCAAAGCCACGAAGACAACAUGAGCAGGUGGAACCACAACCAAUGAAUCUGAAUAUUGACAGACCGAUGUCAGUACCACAGCCAGCUCGUAGUCUAGAGAAUAGCUGUGCUGAUUCUGGAUGCAGCAGCAGUGCCGAUUCGCCAUUCAGCAAUCAUGGCGGCACAGGUUCACACACUGGUAUUUUCACAGUUCCAUCAUCAAGCAAACUACCGCAGUCCCACAACAUCCACUCGUCGUCGGCUACAGAAUUGCCAGAACGAAAUUGUGAAAACGUGGAAGUCCUGUUGGAGUACAGUGUCAAGUUACUCGAGCAAUUUUGGUAUUCAUGGGACAUAUUACCGCUGAUGUACGUCAUACUCAAGGAUGCCAAGGCAGAUAUCGACGAAGCUCGAAGACGCAUUGCACAAGCUAGUAACGACAUACGUGCUGUUGCUGUGAUGAAGGCCACAAGAAUGAUGACUGACAACAGCUAUGGUUACUGCAAUGACUGGUACUCGGCAACAGCUGUCAGUGGUGCACCCACAUAUGUUGGUCAUCCACCGCAUAUUGGCAGCGUUAUGCAGCCCCCUGUUCAUCUAGGAAUUCCCCAUCUAUUAAACGCCCAUGUUCUUGCUACCAGAGUACCACCAAGUCCACCAGGAGGACCAACCACGUAGUCCUGGUUACCAUGAAGUCAAUCAAAAAAGCUCGUAAGAGAGGUCAGAGGCUGAGUCCGCGGAAAAGAAAAAAUAAAAAUACAGUGACUUAAGUAAUCAAACGAGGUGCAUAAUGAAUAGUUGUGAGGGUUUUUCGUUUUUAUCGUUAUUCCGACUGCAAAUUAUUUCAACUCGGUGUUAAUAUACAGAUAAUGGUAGAAGGAGUGAAAAAAGAAUGAGGAUGAAUACACUCGUAACUACUUUCGGUGUAAAUUAAAUGCAAUAAUAAAAAUAGUAAUAGCAGAUUUUUUUUUAUUGACACAGAGACAUUUGCAAAGUCACAAAAAUUUAUCUUCUAUUUUUCUUUUUUGCUUCGGUUGUUUUUCUCUUUCGUCGUGAUAUUGACGAGAAAAUGUCCCAUUCAAAGUGCUGUAUCUAGCUUCACGGUAAAUCUUCAAAAAUUACGAUUAUCGAGUUAUUGAAUGAUAGUAAUUGAUAACGUACUGUAUUAAACGUGAUUAUAAGUUAUGUCACAGUUUUGACGUAUGUACAGAUAUAUUGUCAGUUAGUCUCUUGAAGAAAAAACAAUGAAAAAAAAACACGAUUUUUUCUUUUCGUUUAACAGAGUUUAGGUAAAUGUUCAACUAGAUUUUCGUUUAUGUUCUAAUUGUUAUAGUUUUUUUUACGAACCACUGUUCAUGGUUUAUUUGCCUCAACGUAAAUCAAUGUUGGAGGCUCUUCGUGCUCUGAUAGUCCUUUAUGGCUAAAAUAAAACAGCUAUAUUUUUCUUAAACAAUAACAACAAUUCAUGUUUUAUCUCAAACUGUAUUUCAAUGUUUAACUCACAAAAUGUAUUUUAAUCAACAAAAUUACGACGAUUAAUUAAUCUCUUAAAGUUUAGAAGUGAAAAAUACAUCUGAGCUGUUGAAAUGAGCUAGUGAUGAGUGUUAAAUGCCAAAUAAUGGCUUCUAUAAUUAAAAAAAAUUGAUAAUCUUCAUUGUACUUCACACCUCUUAUGAAGAUGACAAGAGUUACUCCUAUUACAUAACUAAAAUUGUUCUAAUCGUAGAGGAUCCCGAUGAUUCAGUGUUUCAGCAACAGUUAAUUGUGACACAUAUUGGCAUACCGCACAUUAGUUUUUUAAGGAAAAAUACAAGCGGCAGGAUUAUUGCAAGAUUUUUUCGUUUCAUUUUCUCUAGUAAAAAAGUUGCACAGAGUUCUAAUAUGUGCUUCAUUUAAUUAUUUUUCAUCUUUUCUCCCAUCAAAAUUGAAACUUCAGAUGAUAAUUCAUCCGAAUUCUUUAUCGACAAACGUCUGUACUUAGUUUAUGAAUUUCUCCCUUGUAAUUUUUUCAUUCAAACUCUUAUAGUUAUUUAUUGAUAAAUACUUCUGCGGACGAUUGAGUGGUAUUGUUGAAGGUCCAAUUGGCCGCACUCACCUUGUCAUCUGGUAAGCGCAGUAGGCGUAAGUCGAUGCGGAACAGACUGUCAAAAAAAAGUCCAGUGAAACUUUAAUAAUAAAAAUAUAAAGCAGAAUGUCACCCCAUUAUCCUCAAAUGCUGUAGGAGCAUAAAGCUUGAAAAAAAAAAGAAUAAAAAAAAAGAAAACGUUUAUUGUGGAUUUCAAUGUAUUUAAUGCAUUAGUCAUGAUAAUUGUUGAACUAUAAUAUGCGAUGUAAUAAAAAAAUCGUUUCUAUCUGAACAUGAA